AUGGAAAGCACCUCACAGAACAUCUUUACUCUCAUAAUUGUUGCACAAUUCAUAUUUGGGAAUUUGAGCAAUGGAUUCAUGGUGCUGGUAAAUUGUGUGGACUGGAUCAAGACAAAAAAGGCCUCCUCCAUUGAUAAAAUCCUCACUAUCUUGGCUACCUUCAGAAUUGGUUUAAUCUGGGUAAUAUUAGUAUAUUGGUUUGGAACUCAGUAUCAUUCACCUUUACUUAUAACUGAAACACCAUUAAGGAUUAUUGCUUCUAUCUGGAUAUUUACCAAUCAUUUCAGCCUCUGGUUUGCCACAAUCCUCAGCAUUUUUUAUUUGUUCAAAAUAGGCAAUUUCUGUAGUCCCAGUUUUCUCUAUCUUAAAUGGAGAAUCAAAAAAGUAAUUCUGAUGAUACAACUAGCAACCUUGAUCUUCUUGUUUUUAAAUUUGAUACAGAUGAACAUACAUAUUACAGAUUGGAUACAAGAUGAAGGAAAUGCAACUUGGGAUUCCAGAAUUAGUGAUUUUUCAAAGUUUUCACAACUGGCCUUAUUCACUUUGACUAUGUACAGUCUAAUACCAUUUACUGUUGCCCUGAUUUCUUUCUGUUUUUUGAUGUUCUCCCUGUGGAAACAUCUCCGGAAAAUGAAGUCCAAUUUCAAAGAACACAGAGAUCCCAGGACCAAGGCUCACAUAAGUGCUUUAAAAAGUGUGCUCUCAUUCCUCCUACUCUAUGUCAGUUUCCUUCUGUGCCUUAUUAUAUCAAGCGUUCCUAGCAUACACCAGAACCACCUGGCCCUUAGUGUUUUCCAGAGUAUUGAAAUGAUGUAUCUUUCAAGUCACUCAUUUAUUCUGAUUCUGGGAAAUCCUAAGUUAAGGCAGGCCUGUGUUCUGAUGCUGUGGCAGCUGAGAUGUGGGCUACAAAGAUGA
Molecule: messenger RNA, 915 nt
Organism: Lepus europaeus (European hare)
Lineage: Eukaryota; Metazoa; Chordata; Mammalia; Lagomorpha; Leporidae
Gene: TAS2R13
Product: taste 2 receptor member 13
Exons: 1
Coding region: 1-915 (304 amino acids)
Biological process (GO): sensory perception of taste; G protein-coupled receptor signaling pathway; detection of chemical stimulus involved in sensory perception of bitter taste
Cellular component (GO): membrane
Molecular function (GO): bitter taste receptor activity; G protein-coupled receptor activity
Source: RefSeq, a predicted model, not a curated record